UGGGCGAGGGGCGGGGCGGCCGCAUGUCCCCCCGCGGGAGCUGAUCCCGGCCCGGCCGCGGCCCGGGGGCGAUGCCUCAGGAGGGCGAGCUGCCCCCGGCCAAGAGACUGAAGCUGGCGCCGCCUCCCCGCAGAGCCAUGCAGCUGGCGCCGCCCGGAGCCAAGCGCCCGCCGCCGGCUCCCAGCGCCGGGGAGACCCAGCGCAGGAGCCUCCCCAUCUUCCAGGCACGGGGGCCGCUGCUCAGCCAGCUCCGGAGCCUGGACAGCGCCAUCCUCAUCGGGGAAACAGGCUCAGGGAAGACGACUCAGAUCCCACAGUACCUCUAUGAAGCAGGAAUCGGCCGCCAAGGCAUCAUUGCGGUGACCCAGCCUCGUAGAGUAGCUGCUAUAUCCUUAGCUACUAGAGUCUCGGAUGAGAAGAAAACAGAGCUGGGAAAACUGGUCGGCUACACAGUGCGCUUUGAAGAUUUCACCUCCGAAGAGACGCGAAUCAAGUUCCUAACGGAUGGGAUGCUUCUCCGCGAAGCCAUUGGCGAUCCCCUGCUGCGCAAAUACAGUGUCGUCAUUCUGGAUGAAGCUCAUGAGAGGACAAUACACACAGACGUGCUCUUUGGGGUGGUGAAAGCGGCGCUAAAGAAACGGAAGGAUUUGGGCAAAUUCCCACUCAAAGUGGUGAUCAUGUCAGCUACUAUGGAUGUAGACCAGUUCUCUCAGUACUUCAACGGAGCCCCAGUUCUCUAUCUAGAAGGUCGGCAACAUCCAAUCCAGAUCUUUUACACCAAACAGUCUCAGAGUGAUUACCUCCAAGCAGCACUGGUGUCGGUCUUCCAAAUCCAUCAGGAAGCACCUUCUUCUCAGGACAUCCUGGUGUUUCUAACUGGUCAGGAAGAGAUCGAAGCGAUGACCAAAACCUGCCGAGACAUCGCCAAGCAGCUUCCCGAUGGCUGCCCCCAGAUGGUGGUGAUGCCCCUCUAUGCUUCGCUGCCAUACACACAGCAGCUCCGAGUCUUUCAGGCUGCACCCAAGGGCUAUCGCAAAGUGAUCCUUUCAACCAACAUUGCGGAAACCUCCAUCACCAUUGCGGGAAUAAAAUACGUUGUGGACACAGGCAUGGUUAAAGCAAAGAAGUUCAGCCCUGAGAGUGGCCUGGAGGUGUUGGCUGUGCAGCGGGUGUCAAAGGCCCAGGCAUGGCAGCGUACAGGGCGAGCGGGACGAGAGGACAGUGGAAUCUGUUACCGGCUCUACACAGAGGAUGAGUUCGAGAAGUUUGAUAAAAUGACGAUACCUGAGAUACAGAGGUGUAACCUGGCCAGUGUGAUGCUACAGCUCCUGGCUCUGAGAAUUCCCAACGUUCUCACCUUCGACUUUAUGUCCAAGCCAUCCCCAGAUGCCAUCCAGGCAGCCAUUGAGCAACUGGAUCUGCUGGGGGCUGUGGACCGGAAGGAGGAUCAGGUUAUUCUGACCCCACUGGGAAGGAAGAUGGCAGCAUUUCCUCUGGAACCCAAAUUCUCUAAAACUAUCCUCAUGUCCCCCAAGUUCCACUGCACGGAGGAGAUCCUGACCAUCGUGUCCCUGCUUUCGGUGGACAGCAUCCUCUACAACCCCCCGUCCCGGCGAGAUGAAGUGCAGUCUGUCCGGAAGAAGUUCAUUUCCAGCGAGGGGGAUCACCUCACCCUGCUCAACGUAUACAGAGCCUUUAAAAAUGUCAGCGGCAAUAAGGAAUGGUGCAGAGAGAACUUUGUGAACAACAGGAACAUGAUGCUGGUGUCGGACGUCAGAGCUCAGCUCAGGGACAUUUGCCUAAAGCUAUCAUUACCGAUUGAGUCCUCCCGAUCAGACACGGGGAAUAUCCGCCGCUGCCUAGCUCACAGCCUCUUCAUGAACACUGCAGAGUUGCAGCCGGAUGGCACCUAUGCCACUGUAGACUCCCACCAGCUGGUGGCAAUCCAUCCCUCCUCCGUCCUCUUCCACUGCAAGCCAGCCUGCGUAAUGUACAACGAGCUGCUUCACACCAACAAGUGCUACAUGAGGGACCUGUGUGUAGUGGAUGCAGAUUGGCUGUAUGAUGCUGCACCCGACUACUUCCGCAGGAAGCUAAGAGCAGCCAAGAACUGACCCACCCUUGGUGCCACCAAGCUAACUGUGGGGGAUUCCUAGGGUCAUGGGAUCAGAUUUUUGUAAGGAAUGUACAGGAACAAUAGAGCUUUGCCUUGCCAAUCCGGUAGGACUGUACAGGAAAUGGCUUCUCCGCAAGAGCCAUACCUCAUGCACUGUUGCUGCACUGGCUUAGAACAAUCAUCUUUUAUGACAGUUAAUAGAUAAGAGGGAAAUAGUAUGUUUGUGAAUAUAUAUAUAUGUAUAUAUUUGGGAACUGGGGGUGAUGGUCUUGGAUUUCAGUUUUUAAAACAGAAGUAUAAUGGGGUUGUGUAUGAAGAAAUGAGAGUCCCAAGGGGAUUCUUCUGAGCAGAUCUGGUAUUUUUUGACAAUUGCCCUUGUAUCCCUCGCAGGUUUUAUCAGCAAAAAGUUUUAAAUCUUUAUGUAUAAUUAUAUUAACAGGACAAAAAUACCUUUUUUAAAUGUACAUUUUUCGGAGGGAGGUGCUAAUGUAUUUUACCUCAUCAGACAUCUUUCUGCCUGAUGUCACUUUCAUCACCUUGUUUGACCCAUUUGAAAGCCAGUAAAGAGUUAUCUGAAUUGACAGCUCUUCAUCACCUGUGCCUGUUUGUUAGACAAAUCUUGCAGGGCUGAUAGAGGUGAAGUGCCAUUAAGAGAGGAUGAUCAGUAGCAGAGAGACUGCAGGCAUGUCUUUCAAAUGCUUUGUUAGUUUCUCAUUCCUGCAUCACCAGCCCAGCUGUGUCUUUUUAAACAAAAUUCAUCUCCAUCAUCCAGUUGGUUUUCAUGUAGCUGUGUAGCGAACCGGGUGCCAUGCAAGUAAAAUGUUUCCAGGGCUGCCCCUGUAUGGCCACACCAAAGUGCCAGUAUUCCUAUGGAAUGCUGGCACUUCACCACAGAAGUCGAUGUCAGCUCUGAAGAGGUUAGUUCUUCUAGGCUGGUAGGAGGCCAAUCUCUGAACCUUAGACACACAGUUUUUCUUGAAUACGGAUGCAGAAUCUGAAGCCAGUUGCAAAGCCAAACUAGGGAAAGCAAUGGAUUGGCACUUAGUCCUCCUAAGUCUAUGUUUAUCUGUAGCGCUCUGUUGUUCACAGCAGUGAUCUGUGGCUCUGGCUUCGAGAGCUAGUGCUGAAAAUCAUUGACUCUCAAGCAAGAGAAAUUGAUGUACAUUGCCUGGUGGUUGUGAUCACCUGAUAUUAAUACGUAACAUGCACACAUGCUGCAGCAAUAAGGGAAUGCUGGGCUCACCACCACCAAAGAGUUAAAUCUAAGGAAAGGAUCAGCCACUGCAGAGCUCUUAUAGGUAGUAUGUAUUGUUAAAGAAGUUGGGUAACAUUUCCCCAGUGAGUUGGAUGCUUCUGUUAUUUGGCAACAAGCUAUCAUCUGUGAGAUCUAAGUUUUGCUUGGGCAGGCGUGGCUAGUUAUAUUUUUCUAGCAGUUUAUAACCAUGUAAUCCAUAGAAGAAUCAUAAAAGUGCAGAUGGUAAAACAGAUAUUUACAACUGAGAUGGCUAAAGAAGUUAAGUAUAAAGAUCCCAGGCUCUUUACAUGGCAGACGGUCUAAUGAAUUAGCAAAAAACGUUAUCUUCCAUACUUGCUUUUUAGCAUUCCCACAAAGCACCGAUCUUUAAAGAAAUCUCUGCUUCUUACUUAGGAAUCCAAUCAGACUGUUGAGUUUGGCAAUGGUCUAUUAUGCAUCCCCUCUCUCCAAAUGCCACUUGACUUUAUAACCAGCAAAGAAAUAGCCCUCCACCUUGGACUGUGUCAUCUCUCUUCCCCCCUCCCCCCCCCACACCUUUGUUCAUCCUUCCUUCUUGGCUAGGUUAAAACUUCCAAGUUCACUGCUUGGAGAUAGCAGAUCACUGUAAGUCUUAUCCUUUGCAAUAGCUCAUCAGGUUAUUUUGUGGCAAACUUUCCAGGAAAAAAAAAAUGAAGAUGUAAUUUGGAGUCAGACUUCCUUCAAAAGCUCUUUAAUCAUCAGAUAUUUAUUCCCUCCACUACAGUUUUACACCAGUAUUUUUCUGCUUUUCUUGAUUAUUUUUGUCCUUCAUUAGACAUUUUGUAGCAUGGCAACGUUGGCUAGGAACGCUGCACCCGUCUUCGGCAUUUUGGGCUUCAUCCAGCAUCUCGUGGUCAGAUUCUUCUUUGAAGGAAAAUGCAAUAAGAACCAAUCUUAUUUUUUAAUCCUGUGUUUUAUACAGGGACUAAGGCAGGUUCAGCCAGUCUAACUGCUUGAUUGUCCAAAUAUUACUUGCCCAGUAAUGUCUUAAAUGAGUGGAAUGGUCUGUUCUAUUAUGUCUGAAUGGGGACGGAGAAAAAUUGUAAGAAGUUUUUAAAUUCUAUCCUUAUGAGUACUUCUAAAAUAACUUCUCUGGGAGAGGCAACUUCUAGUUUCAGCAGAAAUCUCUGCACAGUUUGAGUUGUUCAGUUUUAGGAUGAGAUAAAUUAAAGCAGAUUAGAUUUCUAAAAGGGGAAGAUGAGAAACUUUUAUUAAUGAAUGGGAUUAGUUAACAUGAGCUGCUCUGGGAUAUCCCAGUUUGACUAAAAUGGUGUUUAAUCCACUCUUGUAUUUUUCAAACCUCUAUUUUAUUUUAUUUUUAAAUGUUUUAAUGGUACUGCUCAGGGAUAGAAUCAUAUUGGAAAACCCAUUAUCCUUGUGAACAGAUAAACUGCUGACUUCACUGUGUGAUCUGCAGGGAGAAGUUAUGCUUUCUAUCUUGAUUUUUUUUUUUCUGGUUAAAUGCUUCACAAUUACACAGUAUGUUGCAAUAUGCCUUCUUGACAGGCUACUAUUAUUCUGACUACCUUGGUCCUCAUCCAGUGAAAUCUCUGACAAAUACCUCUCUUUAGAACCUGAAUUACACUCUUAAAUAUCUGCAAAUCACAGAUUCCUAAGAGCAGCAUUAGUGUAAAUAGAUGCACUCCAGUUACACAGUAUGCCUAGAAUAUCUUCCCUUCUGCUUCCAGGAAUAGUGAAGUGUAUCAAUCUAUUUCCAGACAGGGUGACACCGAAUUUUUUACAGAGGUCUAGAGGAAAUGUAUUAGUUGUGCCUCUCACUGUAUACUUGCUGGUAAGAAACAUGUUGAGGGGCUGGGGGCAAAGUUGCCUCCUUUCUAUGUAUGACCAGCUGCAAUUCUGGAUGGCAUUUCAACAGUAUGCUGCUACUUUGGUUAUUAUAAUUCAUACAAACUGCAGGGAAUUAUUAAAACACUGUAUAUCAUUAUUCCUGUGUUUAUACAAAAACUCUGCAUCUGUAGGGGAAAGUGGAAGAAAAGCACACUUUGUUUGGACAGCCUAUUAUCAAUAUGUAUGGGGAUUGGGUGGGGGGAGAUCCAUUCAGAAGCAACUAAUUUGUACAUUUGACUUUCCCAUAAUAAAGAGAUGGCUAAACUCCAA
Messenger RNA from Mauremys reevesii (Reeves's turtle), 5507 nucleotides. RefSeq names its product DEAH-box helicase 33 (gene DHX33). The transcript is spliced from 12 exons. The record is from RefSeq and is a predicted model, not a curated record. Gene Ontology annotation, biological process: positive regulation of transcription by RNA polymerase I. The coding region runs from base 72 to 2114 and encodes 680 amino acids. NCBI's taxonomy places the organism in Eukaryota, Metazoa, Chordata, Testudines, Geoemydidae. Gene Ontology annotation, molecular function: RNA binding; ATP binding. Gene Ontology annotation, cellular component: intracellular anatomical structure; nucleolus.